This is a messenger RNA of Melampsora larici-populina 98AG31, 660 nucleotides long. RefSeq lists its product as uncharacterized. The transcript has a single exon. The record is from RefSeq and is a predicted model, not a curated record. NCBI's taxonomy places the organism in Eukaryota, Fungi, Basidiomycota, Pucciniomycetes, Pucciniales, Melampsoraceae. The coding region runs from base 1 to 660 and encodes 219 amino acids.
AUGGUGUAUAUCUCGUCUCUGCUUUCGGACGGAGCAUUCGAUCCGCGGUAUCAUAAGACCUUCAAGACGACUUCCAUUCCCGAGCAUAUCAAGCAAAGGAUCCGGCGCCGCUGUGUCAAACGUUCGUCUGUCAGGUUGCACCGAGAGUAUGUCCCAUCUUUCUUUAAUCUUGAUCCAAUCCAUUCACAGCUGACUUCCGAAUUUAUUGACAUCUCAUUAUCUAGUUCCGAGGAUCCACCCCCUCCCUUGACCGAAAUCCUUUUCGCGAAACGUCCUUAUCUCAAGGACGAACUCGAGGAACAUGGGAAGUGCGACGGUCUUGGGCCUUCCUCCGUUACCGAAACUCUCGAACCAGCAUCAGGAGGAGAUCCCCUCAUUCCUUCUCAUGACCGACUGGCACUUGAACGCUUGACAUUCUGUGCACGAGGUCUAUUGUAUCAAUUGAAGAAUCCCAAAGUUAUCUUCCCGAGAAGAAAGGCCGAACUGCGAGGACGACGAGUUACCGAUUCCAUCGCGAGUAGAAUGGAAGAGGACUUUGUUAGAGGUCUUGGUAUUGCAGAGCCGAUAGAACCAUUGACAAAAGAAGAAUUGUUUCAAUUAAUGAUUGAAGCCUUGUGGAUUUGGUUGCAAGAUGCUCGCUGUAAGAUGAAAACACGGUGA